AAAUCAUCCCAAAAUAUUCCCACUUUAUUACAAAGGAAAAUAAUAAACUGAAAAAGGAACAUUUUGAUUGUGAUUACCUCGGGCUUGGGAGCAAGAAGGUGAUUGGGAAGUCGCCACGUAAUUCUCUCAACUAUACAUCAACACCGCCGGUUAACGCUCGUACCUCCGUCUCCGAUCAUAUUAGGGUUCUUGAGGGUUUUUACCUCAAGGGCCCUGACUAUACCUAGAAGCUGUUGCGUGUACCUUCUCUAUUUCUAUGGAGAACUUCAGCGGUUUUGGGUUGGGCAACACAUUUAGGAAACAGAGAACUGAUCUAUAUCGGCGGCCUCAAAAGGAGUCUCAGUUGAAUCUAAAUUGUCGUGAUAAUUCAUCCAUUUCAUCAACACCACCAUCUGAUAGUUUGAGCAAAGCAUCUAGUUGUGAUAAUUCUGAUUAUGGUAAUAUUUCAAGAACAUCUUAUAGUAACCUCAGUGAAGCUGAGGCUGCCGGUGAGUUUGGUGACGAAGGUGGGAACUCUGGGUACUCCUGUUCCAGUGAUACCGAGCAAAAGCAUGGUCAGAUAGAUAUGAGUAGAUUUAGUGAAACUGACCAAGCAACAUCUCGGGUAGAGGAUCCCAAAAGUGGAACUGUGAUGUGCAGUAAUCAUUCUGGAAUGCCAGGAGUAGUAUCAGAUGGAGCUGGGAAUGACACCAAAGUCAAGAAAGUGAAACUCAAAGUUGGUGGUGUUACAAGAACAAUAAACACUUCUGUCGCUGGAUCCUCUUCAACGAAGUCUUUGUCCUCUUCAGAUGCCCCUCAGAAAUGGCAACCCAAGCAGAAUACAGGUGGACAUCAUUCCUCUUAUUGUGGAAGGGCAAUUGGCUUGCGAGGUAUCCCCUGGAAGGAUUUUGCUAAAACUGGUUUUGGUGUUGGGAAAGUGGAUUCAUCGACGGAUCAGUUACCUGGGCAGAUUGCCCCUUUGAAACAAUUAGGAAAAUAUGAGGCAUCUCAUAAAAGCAAGUCUCUGCUAAAAAGACAUUUAUCAGGUGAAACAUUCGAUGAUGAAGACACUGAGGAUGAUGAUGAUGAUGAGAUCCGUUACCUGGAGAAGCUCAGGUCUUCCAAAUAUUCUGCUGGUUAUAGUGCUGGCUAUGAGGAUGAUGAUGAAGUUGGAUGUAGAAAAAAGCGGAAGAUAUCAAGGGUGUUAAGUCAAACUAGCAAAGUUUAUAGUGCAGAUCUGAGUGAUUACGAUUCGCUUAAAGCAGUUAAAGGGAUUGAGAAAUCCAAAUCUGAAAGAGCAUCUCAGGGUUCGGACUAUGAAGAGGUGGUGGUUUCUGAUACUGAGUUAGUACCCAAGAAGAAGAAACAACUAAAGGAAUUAGCUGAUAUCUCAGUAGUUGAAAGGAGAAAAAUGGCCGUGACUACUCGCCAGCAGGCACUUCGAUCUGGAAAAGAUAUUUCUUGCAGUGCAGGCUUGAGUGCAGUUGAGUUUCCCCAUAGACUUCCACCUGCACCACCUAAAAAACAAAAGGAGAAGCUCUCUGAAGUGGAACAGCAGUUGAAGAAAGCUGAGGCUGCGCAAAGACGCAGGAUGCAAGCUGAAAAGGCUGCUCGAGAGUCCGAGGCUGAAGCAAUAAGGAAAAUCCUAAGUCAAGAUUCUAGUAGGAAAAAGCGAGAAGAUAAAAUUAAGAAGCGUCAAGAGGAGUUAGCACAGGAAAGAACUGGAGCAGCUUCUUCACUAUCAUCAAAUGCUAUCAGAUGGGUUAUGGGUCCUUCUGGUACUGUUGUGAUAUUUCCCAAUGAGAUGGGACUCCCAAGCAUAUUUGAACCUAAGGCUUGCAGCUAUCCACCUCCUCGCGAGAAAUGUGCCGGUCCAUCUUGUAUGAAUACAUACAAAUACAGAGACUCCAAAUCAAAACUGCCUCUCUGCAGUCUCCAGUGCUACAAGGCAAUACGUGAGAAGAUUUAACAUCUAAGUGCUUGCUGAACAGAGCUCUCACAGCCCUGAUACUAAUGGGCACUUGGACUUUAUUUGUAGAGAUUCAUGUGGGAACUGCAAAGAAAUGGUUGUGUUCCUAUCAUCAUUGUGCCUAUGCCCCGUUUACCAAGAAUUCUAGUAUGUGUAGAGUAGCUUCAUAAAGCUACUAAAUAUCUCAUAACAGAGUCUUUUGUCCGCUCAAUUGAAAGUGGGAUGAAUCACACAUAAUCUACGGUGCACCUUCUGAAUAGAAAUGCUCUAAGAAUUUGUGCUUGGAAGAGUGAACAAAAGUAUAAGAAGAAACCUUUCUCGGUCACCUCUACAACCAAUAAGAUCAGGCUGAACAUGGAUGGAAUUGCUGAGGGUGAUCUCGACGAUCCAUUAUUUGGUGACAUUGUCCAUAGCAGAGGUGGCGGAUGUGGGUACAUAGGGAUAAUUGGUAUUCAGAACAGUCAUGCUGCUGAGCUAUGGAACUCAAGGAUGAAAGUUUUUAUCUAAACGUUUUGAAGUGGAAUGCAUGUCUAAGCUGUAAUGAUGUGCUGAAUAUUACUCCGUUUGAUUAAGUGCCUAUAUUCAAUAUUGUCACUCUUCAGUUCUUGUUCCUGGGAAUAUGUAAAGGCACACAUCAGUAUAUUCCAGCUGAGAAAUUGAACCCAAGAACCCCAAUUCUAAAUCUGUAAACUUUGAUCUUAAAUUAUAAAUUAACAUCAGUUAUGGUGUCGA
Messenger RNA from Solanum pennellii, 2680 nucleotides. RefSeq lists its product as uncharacterized. Gene Ontology annotation, cellular component: Ino80 complex. NCBI's taxonomy places the organism in Eukaryota, Viridiplantae, Streptophyta, Magnoliopsida, Solanales, Solanaceae. Gene Ontology annotation, biological process: chromatin remodeling. The coding region runs from base 257 to 1948 and encodes 563 amino acids. The transcript has 7 exons. The record is from RefSeq and is a predicted model, not a curated record.